Stylonychia lemnae is the source of this 2976-nucleotide messenger RNA. NCBI's taxonomy places the organism in Eukaryota, Ciliophora, Spirotrichea, Sporadotrichida, Oxytrichidae. The record is from the annotation of a GenBank genome assembly.
AUGGAAGAUAAUACUUAAACUUAUAAUAAGAUGACUCAACAAUCUUAAGAUCCAUAUUUUACAAUCAUUAAUUACACUGACUGUUUUAAAGUAAUUAGACUGAAGUUUCAUUUAGAAUUCUUAUAGAUAUUUAAUGAGACUAUUGGAGGUGAACCAAUAAUAUUUAGGAGGAAUGAUACUGGAGAAAAGAUCGCUUAAGUCUUGGUUAUUGACAAAAAAUCUUGCAAAAUCUUUGAAAAAGAUUAUGAGUAUUAAGAUUAAAUGGAUGUACGCUAGAUGACCAUAAAUGGGGUUAUUGGUAUCAUUAAUAUAAUGGGGUAUAAUUAUCUUGGCCUCAUAAAGGAGAGAGAAUACGUAGGCUAAAUGAGCGGUAGCAAUAUCUACAAAAUUAAAGACUCUAUUUUGAUUCCAUUUCAGGAUAGCAAUAUCUUGAUAGGGAAUAAUCAGGGUAAGAAAAAUCAGUUGAAUAACUAUAUCAUAUCCUGCUAAAAACUACUAAAUUCUGGCUUUUUCUUUUCCUAUGGAUGUGAUAUCACUUAAAGCUAAAGAAGUAUCAUUAAGAUUUAAUAGGAGGACUCUUUAUAACAAAGCUUAAGGUAGAAUUGGGAAAUAGAUGGAGAUAAAAGGUAUAUUUGGAACUAUUAGAUAAGCUAGGAUUUCAGACAUCAUAGAGUUAACUCCAAAUGGAUCGUGCCCAUUAUUCAAGGAUAUGUUGGCUAUCAUUUAUUUGCUCAGAUCUAACCUAAAUUAGAGCUAUUGCUGAUUUCAAGAAGAGCACAGUAUAAUGCAGGAACUAAGGCAUACAAUACUGGAUUAAAUGAUGAAGGGGAUUGUGCAAAUAGUUCCAGCAAAGACUACAAUGAAUCCUUGUUCUUGAGUUUACUAACUAGAUAGGAUCAUUGGGAAAAUUAACUUAAAAUAGGAAUUGAAGACCUAUUUGAUUUAGCGAGAGAUGAUAAGAUAAAAAAUGUGCACUAUGACUUCAAGGCAGAACUCAUAAAUGAUAUAUAAGGCACCUUUCAGAUUGAAAACCUAGGCUCAGAAAAUCAAUAUAUUGUUACAGUAUUUUAAAGAUUAUGGGAAAUAAAUGGUAAAGAAUUAAGUUUUUAAUUUGGAUUAAGAAAACCUUAACUUAAACUCACAGUCAAAUAAGCCAAGAAGGGAAUUCUCAAUAAACUAAAGAAAAUGAAAAAGGGAGUUAACAAUUAUUUCAAUAGCAACUAUCAAGAUUAGCUGGUGCACGAAAGUCUAAAAAAUCUUACAAACAGUCAUCCUAAAUAAAAGCAUUAUGGAAUGUAGCUGCUUAUUGAUCGAUAGAUCAACAGACAGAUUAGUAGCUUUACAAAAGUUUAAGAAUUGAAUCUAUUAAUGUUUACUUGGAACUGUGCAGGUAAAGCUCCUCAUCAUAAAUUAGAUUUAAAUAAUCUCAUCUUACCUGAUGAUAAAGCUAAUCUUCCAGACCUAAUAGUAAUAGGUUUGUAAGAAAUUGUUAAAUUAAAUGCAAAAUCAGUGAUAGCAGGUAAAAAUAAGGAGAGAAAUUAGAUGUGGAUUGAUUUGAUUCAGAAGAAUUUGCAAGUUAGUGGUAACUACAGUCUCUUACAAACAAGGUCUAUGGUAGGUUGCUUUAUUCUACUCUUUGCUAAAAGUGAACACAAAAAUAGCAUUAAAAAUAUUAGAACAUCGAAAGUAAAAACUGGAUUUGGCGGAAAUGGAGGGAACAAAGGUUGCGUAAGUAUCAGAUUCCAUUUUAACGAGUCGAGUUUUGUCUUUAUGAAUUGUCAUUUGUCCAGUAAUUAAAAUAAAUACUAGUAAAGACUUGAUGAUUUAAAGCAGAUUAAACACAAACUUUUUGACUAGAAUGAAAAAUAUCACGACUAUCCAAUUAGGGCUCAUGAUUACACUUUCAUUUUGGGAGACUUGAAUUUUAGAAUAGAUAUGCCUCUAGAUGAUGUUAAAGCUAAUAUUGAGUAGUGCAACUAUGCAGAACUUUGGUAGUAUGAUUAGCUUCUUGUUGCCAAAUAAUCUGAUCCAAUCUUAAUGGGUUAUUCUGAAGGGGAAUUAAACUUUAAUCCUACUUACAAAUAUGAUGAUGAUUGUGAUGUUUAUGAUACUUCUAAAAAGCAAAGGAUUCCUGCAUGGUGUGACAGAGUUCUUUAUUAGAAGCCUCAUAAUGCUCAUAGUUAUAUUUAACUUAUGCAUUAUGGAAGAAAGGAAAGCUAUUUCUCUGACCAUAGACCAGUCUUUGCAUUAUUUAAAAUUCAUACAUUUACAUCAGACUAAGGAUUAAGAACAAGAUUAGAAGAGAGUAUCAUUGAUUAAAUACUCUCCUCGGAAUAUAUUCCUAAGUAACUUUAGAGCUCUGCUAUAGAAAAUAAACCAGUUGAAUACUUCAAUUUCAAUGAAUUAACAGAAACCUAAUAAGUGGACUAAAAUGUCUAGGAAUAUUUCGACUUUAAUGAACCAGAAGAUAAUGACGAGGAAGAAAAGGAUGAGGAAGAGGAGGAUACCUAGGCCAUUGAUGAUCUAAUAAGAGGAAAACCCUUUGAUAUUUAAAAAUAUGAGUAAGAUUAUUAGACUUACCAGUAAAACAACCAGUCAUCAGAUUUAAUAAGUUUCGAAGAUUUUAUUCAAAAUCACAAAGAAUAAAAAAUUGAGAAUAAGGGUGAGUACUUCUCAUUCUAAACUAAUGACCAAAAUAAUCCCAUUAAGAUAGAUGAAAGUGAACUUGACAUGUCUUCUAUGUCACAGCCAUCUCUUUUUAAAACCCAAAGCCAUUAGGUGAACAUCAGACAAUAGGAUUUACUUGAGUAUGAUGAAAACGGACUGGUCAAGAGUAAUAAAAAGGUGAUUAAUCAUUAGAUUCAAAAUAAGCCUAAAAAUUCUAUCAAUGAAAUCAGGAGAAAAACUGUAGUGUUUAAGCCAGAGGAUUUAGAACUGCUUGGUCCUAAAAAAGAAGAAUUUUUUGAAUUUGAAUGA